This is a messenger RNA of Lachancea meyersii CBS 8951, 3396 nucleotides long. Lineage: Eukaryota; Fungi; Ascomycota; Saccharomycetes; Saccharomycetales; Saccharomycetaceae. The record is from the annotation of a GenBank genome assembly.
AUGAGUAAUGGUUCAGAGCGUUCGAAUAGCACCGAGACUCCAUCGGUGGUGAAAAAGCGCUCUUUGAGUAAUUAUUUGUCUAAUAUUCAAAAGAGAAAGCAGGAGCUUGAGCAAAUCGGCAAAAAGAAGGAAGGCUCUAAAGAAGAUGACAAGGGACCUACAGCUGGUCCAAAAUGUGUGGUAUCUGAUCACGGAAGACUGGAAAGUAAGGGUGCAGUUACCAAUUCAAAUGAUGGCUCUACAGGUGAUUCUCGUACGUCUGUGAAUGUGAACAUUAAUGAAACCAAAUCCGUAUCACAGGAGAAAUCCAUUGUUGAAGAACCUUUAAAGAAGGAUGUUGCAGAUUCUGAGGCCAAAAUGCCCGCAAUUCCACAGAAUGCCAAUUUGGCAAGUGCAAGUGAGCAGUUGGCCGAGGAAAAGCCAUCUACGCCUAAGGACCGGCAAGAUUCAGGUGAAAUAAAGGCUAAUGCAGAAAGAACUGACGAAAAUAUAAUACGAGACAAGGCAGUCGGGAACAUCCAAGACGCACAAUCCAACAGUAUGCUACCGAAGUCGUUAGAAAAUAUGGAACCCAAAAAACCAGCAUCACAUUCUAAUGUAAGCAUGAAAGGCGAUAUGGAGGAGCCUGUUCUCGAGCCGCAUGUCGUAAAACAGGAAGUUCAGACUCACACGGAACACCCUAGAGAACAAGAAAGUAAUAGUAAACUGACAAAGACAAAGUUGGUGAGUAUGUUGCGCACUGUCGACCAGAAUGCCGCGGAGCACUAUACCGAAGACGAAGAAAGCGAAUUAAGUGAAGUAGAAAGUGACGCCCCCACCGAGCCUGCGUCUCCUCCUAGACCGAGGUUGGGCAGACUGGUACGGGGCGAUCAACUCCGAUCAUCCCCUCGGAGGAUCCCACGUUUGCAUUCUGCUAACAGUGAUGAGUCGGAAUUAUCAGAUCUGGACGAAUUGAAUCAGGUUCCACUCUCGAGUAGUAUAUUGCAUGGCGAUUCGCCGCCCGACAGAACCUCGCACUUCAAUUUGAAGUCAUCACCCAUGGCCUCACUGAAGAGAUCUCAUGCAUCGCCAACUCAUGCAAGAGCUUACACUGCCAUGAGAAAACAACUGAAACCAAAAAAAAGUGGUGUUCACCGCGAUGCUGGCGGCCGAACCAAGUUACAAAUAUCGUGCGACAAGGGAAAAUAUGAUAACGCCAAGCGACUAAUACAGGAGGGGUUUAACGUUAAUGAUCAAGAUAACGCAGGCAAUUCAUCUUUGCACGAAGCCGCCUUGAAUGGUCAUCUCGACAUCGUUGAGUUACUGCUUGAAAACGGAGCAGAUAUCAAUAUACAGUCGUAUGAACCCAUCAAAGAUACACCCUUAAUCGACGCAGCGGCGAACAGACACCUGGAUGUGGUGAAAUUACUUCUCAAGUUCAACGCUGAUCCAACAAUUUCGAAUGCAAAAGGCUUGACCGCGAUCGAAUCGAUCGAAGAAGAUUCGGACCUGGAUGACGAAGAGGUUAACAUUGUGGAAGGCCUAAAACGGGAGCUGAAAAAGGCAAUGGAAAGAUCCACAAGGGGAGACGAUAGACGUGCACGGUCCUCAUCGUAUACUAGAAACUCAGAUACCGAUAGGUCAUCUUCGAACAUCCGGAUGGAAGACGAAUUUUAUUGGACCGAUAUUUCUUCGAAGUUAGGACGAGAAAAGCUCUUGCGAGCCUCUAAGGAGGGAAGACUACCAUAUGUCGGUGCUUAUCUCGAAAAUGGGGGCCGUGUUGACUACAAGUCAUUUAUUGAAGCUGUCAAGUAUGGCCAUGAAGACAUAACAAGUUUGUUUUUGGCUUUUGGAGCGCAAGCUAACAUGACAACUCGCGAGGGACAAACCCCACUGAUGAUAGCGCUGGGACGUGGUCAUCAGGGAACGGUAAAACUUCUCUUGGAGGCCGGGGCAGAUCCAACUAUGCCAGAUAAAAAUGGAAGAUCUGUUUUGUCGUACGCUAAACAUAGCGAUUUGGGACUGAAAAGUAAGCAAGAGGUAGAAAUGAUACAAGAAGCGCUCGCUUUGCGCGAGAAGCAAGAUGCACACAUGUCGUCCAGCGAAUCCGAGACCGGUGAGGAAUUGCGAACCAAGGAAUCAAGCACGAAGCGGGAGAGUAGAAAGCCCAGUACCGAGAAAGUGACAAAAGAGGACUCUUUCGUACCAGAAGCCAGUGUAAGCUCACCACGGUCACCUAAUCUUUCGCGGAAACGUUCUAGCACUGCUGAGCAAGAAGAGCGCAUGCGACUGCCGCGUAAAGAAGAUGCGGUCUCGAAUAUAGCGACCAGAGAGUCACCUGAAGUAUCUAUGGCCAACUAUGCCCUUUCAGUGACUCACAAGAAACCUAAAUUGGAAAGGUCGUGGAGCCCCGGUGCCUCAGAGUUGAUCUCAGAUGCCCAAAGAAGCCAAAAUACCACACCCACGACUUCUAACACGCCUAAACCUGCGGAAACCACCGAGGACAAAGAACAACGACUAAAGGCCGAGCAAGAGUACAGACAGAAGAGGUUGUUGAACAAAAAACGUAAAGAGCAGGAGUUGUUGCUAAAGCUAGCGGAAGAUGAAAGGAAGCGUGCUGAAGAGCGUGAUCGCCAGAACGCGCAACAAAUGCAAAGGGUACAGGAGGAGAAAGCCAAGGCGGCACGUGAAGAAGAGCUCCAGCGCGCUAGUGUUGAGCUCGAGCGCAGACGUCGCAUUCGCACAAAUUACCCACUGGGGCUACGUUUGAUAGACUUUCAGGCCACAGACGACCUGACAAGUUUUCUUCCACUAUAUUACGUUGUGCUCGACGGGCGUAAGCACGUUUUAGACCUACAAAUGUGUGUCUUACUGAAGGACGUGGCGUUUCCAUCAAAGCACAGCGACGGCGGGCAUGAGGUGUCACAGACGCACAAGACGCAGAUCUGGAGCAUUUACAAAUUUAUUUUUCUAAGUGGUGGACGCCAUUCCACGGAUAGCAGCAGUUCCCAAGUCCAAAAUGCCAUCGAACUACUGCCUUUCAAGGCGCGUGCGGAGCUGGAGUCCCAGGAACGGGACCGAUUCCUACGUUUACCGCUCCACUGGAUAGCCUGGGACUCGAUCACCGUGACACGUGACCUCGAGUCCCGAAAGCCCAGCAUUCAAGACCAAAUGGUCGAGAUAAGUUUACAAACCGACGACGCCAAUUUGUCUGUGCAUUUCGAAAGUCCCUCUCGGAUUUCGAACACUCCAAGUAGCUCGUCAAAAGCUGAAGAUUUACAAACAAAUCUAAUUAUCGCAAAUCCUGCUAAAACCACACAGAAAAGACCAUUUUUCUCGGAGAAAUAUCUCCCACCCAGGCUGCGCAACCGUCCGAGCAUUACCAAUCUAUUGAAGGGCUCGUUACCGUCGUGGUAG